GUUUUGUCAGUCGAGCGUGUGCCAUGGCAGGGUUCGCAACUAAAGCGGUCGCUGCUGCAUACCUGUAUGAGAAGAUGGCAAGAAAAGAAAAGAAGAAAAGGCGUUUCAGUGUUCAUCCUCUCAACAUCCAAAGAGACUUGAAAGGAGCUUUCAUAACCCUGUACGCUGACUUACGAGAAGAUGAAAUAAAGUUCUUCAAUUAUUUUAGGAUGAGCCCCAAAACAUUCGACGAAUUAUUUGGGAAAGUUGAAAGUCAUUUUCGUAUUACAAGGACCCACUCCAUGCCCAUUAGUCCAAUGGAGAGACUUUGUGUAACUCUGAGAUAUCUUGCAAGUGGAAAUACAUUCACCGAUCUUCACUACUCAUACAGAAUAGGCAUAACAACUAUAUCUAAAAUAGUGCGUGAAGUAUGUAUGAUUUUGUGGUUGGUGCUGAGAAACGAGUGCAUGACUGAACCAUCUUUAGAGAGAUGGAAAGAAAUCAGCCUUGUCUUUGAAAAUAAAGCAAACUUUCCCAACUGUCUGGGGGCAGUUGACGGGAAGCAUGUUCGUUUAGUGAGACCACAACACAGUGGGUCACUUUUUAUGAACUACAAACAUUUUUUUUCUGUUUGUCUGAUGGCCAUUUGUGACGCCAAUUACUGUUUUACUUUCAUUGACGUAGGGGCUUAUGGGAGAAAUUGUGAUUCCACUGUAUUUCAAAAUAGUUUAUUUUGGUGUAAGAUGACUAACGGAAUGCUUGACAUCCCUCCACCAAAGCCACUACCAGGAACUGUUAACCCUAUACUGCCUCAUGUAUUAGUUGCAGAUGAAGCUUUCUCUCUCAGUGAACAUGUGCUAAGACCUUAUUCCAGGAAACAUCUGAAUCACAACAAGAGAGUAUUCAACUAUCGGUUGACCCGGGCUCGAAGAUAUGUUGAGUGUACUUUCGGGAUUCUAAGCAACAAAUGGCGAAUUUUCCAUCGCCCUUUAAACGUUGAAACAAAUCUUGCUGUGGACAUUGUAAAAGCCUGUUGUGUUCUGCACAACUUCAUUAGAGUCAGAGACGGUUUCGAUUAUGAAGACACACUGACAGUGGUGGGGUUCGAAGAUUUCAGACAAGGGCUAUGCAACAGAGGAGGUGGUCAGUCGAAUGCUUCAAUAAGGGACAAUUUUUCACAGUACUUCUUGGGUGUUGGUAGUGUGCCGUGGCAGGAAUCAAUGAUUUAAACUAUGAAGAAUUAAUUAUAAGAGUAUUAUGUGUUGUGGUUUGUAAUUUCGUCAUGUAACAAAAACAAGAUCAGUGCAAUUGCCUGUAAAUUAAAUAAACAAGAAACCAAAUAGAAAAUAAGAACUCACCUAAUUU
Messenger RNA from Cryptotermes secundus, 1344 nucleotides. Its product is annotated as protein ALP1-like. The record is from RefSeq and is a predicted model, not a curated record. Lineage: Eukaryota; Metazoa; Arthropoda; Insecta; Blattodea; Kalotermitidae. The coding region runs from base 24 to 1208 and encodes 394 amino acids. The transcript has 2 exons.